AUGUCCGCCUCCCUUGCACCCGAGUGCAAUGAAGUCAAAGAGCGAUACGAUACUUGCUUUCUUAAGUGGUAUAGUGAAAAGUAUUUGCGAGGCAAAGGAAAAGCAGACGAUAAUGAAUGUGCCCAACUAUUCAAAAAUUAUCAGAGUUGUCUCAAGGCAAGUCACCCCUUCACGCACAAGCCCACCCAUUAA
Molecule: messenger RNA, 192 nt
Organism: Hypoxylon fragiforme
Lineage: Eukaryota; Fungi; Ascomycota; Sordariomycetes; Xylariales; Hypoxylaceae
Product: mitochondrial distribution/morphology family 35/apoptosis
Exons: 3
Coding region: 1-192 (63 amino acids)
Source: RefSeq, a predicted model, not a curated record